CAUCCUCAGCCAGUCAGUUUUCGUGAGCCGACAGAACAAGUUCAGUUUUCAGACUCGUCCACUGGGAUAGCGGUCCGCGCGUGUUUGCCUGUCUCUUCCCUCCCAAGGUUCGCCACAGGAAGAAAAAGGAAAAAAAACGUACGUCCAGCACACACAAACCUCGCGACAAGUAUCCUCGCACACAGUCGGGUUAGUUUUUAGUCACACUUGAGUGGAUUUGAAAAGUGUUGGUUGUAUACGUACACGGGGAAGGAGGAAGAAAAAUUUUUUUGGUGUUGCAAGUGAGAACCAGAUAACGUUUGUGCAAAAAUGGCCUCAGGAGUGACCGUAUCGGAUGUGUGCAAAACGACGUACGAGGAAAUCAAAAAAGACAAAAAACAUCGCUAUGUCAUAUUCUACAUCCGAGACGAGAAACAGAUCGACGUGGAAGUGAUCGGAGACCGUAACGCCGAGUACGACCAAUUCCUCGAGGACAUCCAGAAGGGUGGACCGGGCGAGUGCCGAUAUGGACUGUUCGACUUUGAGUAUAUGCACCAGUGCCAAGGCACCUCGGAAAGUUCCAAGAAGCAGAAGCUGUUCCUCAUGUCCUGGUGUCCAGAUACCGCUAAGGUCAAGAAGAAGAUGUUGUACUCCAGCUCCUUCGAUGCGCUGAAGAAGUCACUUGUCGGCGUCCAGAAGUACAUUCAGGCUACCGAUCUCUCUGAAGCAUCACGAGAAGCUGUCGAAGAGAAGCUGCGCGCCACUGAUCGUCAAUAAGAUUAUCCUCACUUAAGAUUACGCACACUACAACAACAACUACAACUACAAUCCAACACGACAUACAGUUACACAAACACAUACAAACAAAAUAUACACUCAGCGUCAGAAUGCAGUAGCAAGAGAAAAUGGAUUACAUCAGAACAGCAAGCAAGCAACAAAACCAUUCAAACAAUACUAUGAGAAAUUAAAAUAAACGCUAAUUAAAGAUAAAUUGCAAUUAAAAGUAAACUGUAAUGGAUUACAAGCAAACGUCGCCUGUCACAAACCUUCUCGAUUGAUUUUUCUUUUUCCACCACCUUUGGUAAGGAAAAUCGAUCGCGAACAGUAGCAUCAACAACUCAGUCAGCUGGUUUGGGAUAGCGGCGCAACACAGAGGAAGAAGCUAAGGACGACAUAGUCCAGGGAUGUCUAGCAGGGAAAGUCAGAAAUAUCAGGAAGCGCGCCUAUCCUCCACAGGGGCCAAGAGAGGGAGCGUUUCUUAGUAAGGCAUUUAUUUAAGCGUGUGUUUAUUACCUCUCUGUGCCGCCCCUUCAAGAUCCGCUCCUUUCCCCCCUUAUUCAUUCAUUGUGUGUGCGAUCAUCGAAUCAGGAAGCAAAAGAAUUAAUAAAUACAGAAAAAUUCAAAAAACGAACAAUCGUAUUACAGUUAUGAUUAAUUUAAAUUAAAACAAUAAAAUACUAAUGAAGAUAACA
This is a messenger RNA of Topomyia yanbarensis, 1451 nucleotides long. RefSeq names its product cofilin/actin-depolymerizing factor homolog (gene tsr). The transcript is spliced from 5 exons. Gene Ontology annotation, cellular component: actin cortical patch; cytoplasm; actin cytoskeleton. Bases 310 to 756 code for a protein of 148 amino acids. Lineage: Eukaryota; Metazoa; Arthropoda; Insecta; Diptera; Culicidae. Gene Ontology annotation, biological process: actin filament fragmentation; actin filament severing; cell motility. The record is from RefSeq and is a predicted model, not a curated record. Gene Ontology annotation, molecular function: actin filament binding.